AUGUCGACAAGGUUGCUUCUCCUCCUUCUACUUGUCAACGCAGCAAUUGCAUGGCAAAAAUGCAAGACUUUGCCUGGCGACCCUUCUUUCCCCAGUCCUGAUACCUGGGCCUCAUUUGCCAAAAAUCUAAGCCAGCCACUUGUUUCGAACCAAUUGCCCCUUGGCGCUCCCUGCCACAAAACGUCUCCGGCAUAUGACCCGCAAGCUUGCGCCGCCGUCACAGCCCAACAAUUCAGUCAUACCUUCCUAGCGGCAAGCCCUAACGGUAUCCAAUGGACGAAUUAUAUGGAACUCGUGGCCAACGACACCGUCCAGCAGUGUGUCUUUGACCCCCAACCAGAUGCCACUUGCUACCAAGGACGAGUGCCCUCGUACUCAAUCAACGUUAGCACUGUUGCCGACGUACAGCACACUAUCAGGUUUGCCACCACUCACAACUUACACUUGGUCGUCAAGAACAACGGUCAUGAGAAUUUGGGUCGCAUGUUCGGUUACGGUUCCGUCGAACUCUUCAUGCAUAAUCUCCAAGAUUACACGUUCACCGACUCGUUUGUGCCGGAAGGUGCUCCCAGUGGCACCGCUGGCCAAACCGUAACCAUCGAUUCUGGCGUUCAGUGGGGUACCUUGUACAGUCUCGCUUCCCAGAACAACCGUACCGUUGCUGGAGGUAUUGGCGCAGGCGGAACUGUCGGUGCGGGCGCCGGAUGGCCCUUGGGCGGCGGCCAUAGCAUUUUGUCUCCUUACUACGGUCUUGGUGUCGACAACGUCCUCCAAUUCUCCGUCGUCCUCCCUAACGCUUCUUUUGUCGUCACGAAUCAGUAUCAAUAUCCCGACUUAUUCUGGGCUCUUCGCGGCGGCGGAGGACCCAAUUUCGGGGUCGUGUUGAAAACCACUUUUAGGACUCACCCCAAUCCUCCGUAUACCGCUGCCUUCUACGCUGCCACUGCGAGCUCGAAUUCAUCAUACUUCCAGCUCCUUGAAACCUUUAACAAACAUCACAACAGCAUCGCUGACUCUGGAUGGGCUGGUUUCUGGCCGUUCCAAGACCAAACCCUGUAUUUGACCCUCAUCGCUCAAGGGGCUCCUACCUUCAACACCACGGCGAAUUCGACCUUGCAAUCCUUCAUCAGUGAUUCAGCCGCCAUCCCGGGCGUGAAUAUUACCCUGAACAAACAAAUCGUAUACAGCGACUUUGAAGACUGGUACUACAACAACUUUAUUAACAGCACGAAUGGCUUUGGCUUUAAUUACACUGUUGGAGACGCCGGCGGCCUGCGCAUCACCGUCUCUUCGUGGCUCAUUCCUCGUGACGUAUUCGACAAUAACGCGACUGCGCUUGCUGAGGCGUGGAUGGGAAUUCCCGCUAGCCUACUUAUUUGUUGCCAUAGCCUGGUUGGAGGAGGAGCUGUUGCUCAAGGCGACCCAGACUCUGCUGCAGUCACCCCCGCCUGGCGUACCACCAUCAGCGACAUGACCAUUGCGAACGCAUGGGCAGAGAAUGCCACGGUUGCGGAGAUUCAAGCUAUCAAGCAGGGCGUCUAUGAUCAAAUCCAGCCCUUGCGCGCAUUGGCCCCCGUCCCUCUCGGUGGUCAAUACAUUAACGAGCCCGAUGACCUUGAGGUAGACUGGCAAGGUGCUUAUUGGGGCAGACACUACCCCCGACUCCUCGCUCUGAAGAAGAUAAUCGACCCUAAUGACUUGUUCAUUGUUUACAAGGGCGUCAAUUCGGAGUCAUGGGAUGCGAAUGUCGUUUGCAAGACUCUUCCUUGA
Laccaria bicolor S238N-H82 is the source of this 1770-nucleotide messenger RNA. RefSeq lists its product as uncharacterized. The record is from RefSeq and is a predicted model, not a curated record. Gene Ontology annotation, molecular function: FAD binding; oxidoreductase activity. The coding region runs from base 1 to 1770 and encodes 589 amino acids. The transcript is spliced from 6 exons. Lineage: Eukaryota; Fungi; Basidiomycota; Agaricomycetes; Agaricales; Hydnangiaceae.